AUGAUCACAGCCAAGUACGUAUUGUUCACACCCGUUAGACGUACAAGACUCAAGUGUCACAGGCUUCAACCUGAACAGCAUCAGUCGCACCAAGCAUUGUCCCCAAUGGCGAUCAAGCAGGUGCGAGACGUCAUGCAGGAAACUGUUUUAGGGAUUACCUUAGUCGACUCCAUCGGGAACUACGUAUCGAUACCGAUGAAUUUCUCCCGCACUUAUGAGAUAUAUUUCAAGAACCAGAAACCUCCAGGCAGGUAUUUAGUCGAACAAGGAGAAUAUGAACUUGUAACCGGAGAUAACAAGAUGAUCGUGAGACCAGAUACGUGGAUGAACGUAGCACAACCUGGGCUUCGAGUGGAAAUGAGUAUGAUUCGACGAUCAAAUGCGGGGUCGUUGCUGCAUUGUCCCGGACUUGACACGUCUGGUGUUUUGGGACGUGUCAUAACUCUGUUUGACAAACAACCCCACCUCAUACUCGGUUUCAACACCUUUUGUCCUGUAGGAUGGGGGAUUGAGCUAAGCCCUACUGGGGGAAACCAGUACAUAGUAAUAACGCCGACAGGACGAGUGGUUGUCAGUCCUGUCAGUCAUCGUGUAGCCAUUGAAGAGGACAAUGAAUUAGCCUGA
This is a messenger RNA of Acaulospora colombiana, 624 nucleotides long. Lineage: Eukaryota; Fungi; Glomeromycota; Glomeromycetes; Diversisporales; Acaulosporaceae. The record is from the annotation of a GenBank genome assembly.